Messenger RNA from Aspergillus clavatus NRRL 1, 2187 nucleotides. RefSeq lists its product as uncharacterized. Lineage: Eukaryota; Fungi; Ascomycota; Eurotiomycetes; Eurotiales; Aspergillaceae. The transcript has 4 exons. The coding region runs from base 7 to 2187 and encodes 726 amino acids. The record is from RefSeq and is a predicted model, not a curated record.
CUACCCAUGGCUUCUGUAAGUCGCAAGCAAACUCACCUCCCCCCCACCCGUCGUGCUCGCCUUUUCCCCCGUUGCUUUCCCCGUCCCCGUCCUCACAACUUUGCUCCCCAAGGCUAUCCUCUUGCGAACGGUGCAGCAGCAGCGGCUGCUGGUCCUGUGCCUGGUGCCACCCCUCUUCUUCCUAACAAUGGCCGGGUCAUUCAGAACGGCCCCGUGAGAGUGUUGUGCAUUGCGGAUGUCCGAGGAAAUUUGAAGUCUUUGAACGAGCUUGCUAAGCAAGCUCGCGCUGAUCAUAUUAUCCAUACCGGUGACUUUGGUUUCUACGAUGAUACCUCUCUCGAGCGAAUUGCAGACAAGACUCUCAAACAUGUGGCACAAUAUUCCCCGUUGCUGCCCGAGGCCGUGAAGCGCACGAUUGCUCAGACUCCUCCCCAGCAGUCGAUCAAACAACGAUUCACUCCGGAUCAGCUGCCCCUUUCCGAACUCUCAAUGCUGCUCGACAAGCGGCUCACUCUCGAUGUCCCCGUAUAUACCGUCUGGGGUGCUUGUGAGGAUGUCAGAGUGCUGGAGAAAUUCCGUUCGGGAGAGUACAAGGUUAACAAUUUGCACAUCAUUGACGAGGCCAACUCGCGGCUGCUGGACAUAGGCGGUGUGAAGCUGCGGCUGCUGGGUCUGGGCGGCGCGGUGGUGAUGCACAAGUUGUUCGACAAUGGCGAAGGCAAGACCACGAUUGCUGGUGGCCAGGGCACCAUGUGGACCACCUUGCUCCAGAUGGGUGAGCUGAUCGACACUGCCAACCGUGUGUACGACCCGUCAGAAACCCGCAUCUUCGUCACUCAUGCGUCGCCCGCUCGGGAGGGCAUGUUGAACCAGCUGUCCGUGACCCUCAAGGCCGACUUUUCCAUCUCCGCCGGUCUCCACUUCCGCUAUGGUUCCUCCUACAACGAAUUCUCCGUCAACCCUUCUCUGGAUCACUACCGGGGCAAGCUCGCGGCUUCCAAAGCCUCUUUCAACGAUGUUUGGGAGACGGUCCGUGGAGAGGUGGAGGCUGCCAUCUCUUCCAAUGAGGCCCAGAAGACUCUCUUGGACAAUGCUCUUGAUGUCGUUCAGAGAAUGCCCACUGUCGCCAAUGGUGGAAACCCAUUUGGCGGUCCCACUGCUCCCGGAAAUGCUGCGGGCCAGGUCGACGAGAGCGCUUUCAAGAACAUGUGGAAUUUCAAUCUUGCGGAUGCUGCGUUCGGCUUUCUUGUUCUUGAGGUCGAGGGAGGCCGCAUUGCGACGGAGAUGCGUGCUCAAGGCUUCAACUUCGCUCACCGCACUGGUAAGCCUCAGGUUGCUGCUGGCCAGCCUGUAGCCAGUGGGCUUCCCGCUUCGCCAGCUACCGCGACACGUGUUCCUGGUGCUGCCCCCCCUCAGUUUGGACAGGCCCCACCUCCAGCUCGGGUCGCUCCCCCUACCACCCAGCAGGCUCCAGGAAAAGGUCCAGCUGCGGGCGCUAGUCGCGCAUCUCCCGUCCCCGUCGUCCCCAAGCCUGCCACCCCACAGCCCCCUGCCGCUGCUGCUCAGCCUAGUGCCAUGUCGCCCGAGAAGGCGGGUGCCUCUGAACUUAAUGGCACAGCGCAACCAGAGAAGCCUUUUGAAUCUCCUCUGCCCCGGGGCGAGAAGAAACAAAGCAAUGGACUAUUUGUCUCGAACGUGGAUAAUGAACAAGCAGUCCGCGAUCUCUUCCCUGAGGAGGACAAGGCCAAGAUCGUCAAGGUUGAGAAGUGGGGCAAGUAUAACCAUGUUGUGACUUUCACCACUGUCGAGGAAGCCAAGGCUGCUCUCGACCGUCAACCCAUCGAACACAAGAAACCCAGCGGCGCUGGUCAACCCCGCAAGCCCAACCUCAAGUUUUUCGAAGACCGUGGCAGUCACCGUGGUAACGCUGGUACAUGGGGAGCUAGCAACCGAGGCGGUAAUACAUCUCAGCGCGGAUAUCAGAGCGGCGGCGCCAGUGACAGUGAAGGAGGUCGCGGACGAGGUGGAUUCGGUGGCCGUGGCCGUGGCCGUGGCACCGACCGGGGUGGACGUGGUGGGCGAGGAGGCCGUGGGGGUUUCAACAAGGGAGGCGCCUCAGACUCCAACGCACCCUCGACGUCGACACUCUCUAGUGACAAGCCUGCGCCUUCCGGUGGGGACUCUUAA